This is a messenger RNA of Rattus rattus (black rat), 361 nucleotides long. Its product is annotated as 60S acidic ribosomal protein P0-like. Gene Ontology annotation, molecular function: structural constituent of ribosome; large ribosomal subunit rRNA binding. Gene Ontology annotation, cellular component: cytosolic large ribosomal subunit. The record is from RefSeq and is a predicted model, not a curated record. The transcript has a single exon. The coding region runs from base 2 to 361 and encodes 119 amino acids. Lineage: Eukaryota; Metazoa; Chordata; Mammalia; Rodentia; Muridae. Gene Ontology annotation, biological process: cytoplasmic translation; ribosomal large subunit assembly.
AAUGGGGGAAGAGAGGGAUGGCAUGGGAGAGGGAAUACAGAUAGAGGCAGCUAAAAUUAAGGGACACCUAGAGGGUGUCCACAAUGUGGCCAGCGUCUGUCUGCAGAUUGGCUACCCGACUGUUGCUUCAGUGCCUCACUCCAUCAUCAAUGGGUACAAGUGGGUCCUGGCUUUGUCUGUGGAGACUGAGUACACCUUCCCACUGGCUGAAAAGGUCAAGGCCUUCCUGGCCGAUCCAUCUGCAUUUGCGUCUGCUGCCACCACUGCUGCUCCUGCAGCUGCUGCUGCCCCAGCCAAGGCUGAAGCAAAGGAAGAGUUGGAGGAAUCAGAUGAGGACAUGGGAUUCCAUCUCUUCAACUAA